AUGACUGGUGGCAUUUCCUCAGACAAAGGCCUCUACCUUGGAUCUAUCUAUCACUCACUAGAGCAUCUGCCGCAGUGGUACCAAGUCAUCGCCCUUUCUGGUUUGUUUUUUCUUUUUCCUCUCCGCGAAAUUGCAGUGGUCGGAUGGCUUGCUGUUUUCCUUCACCGCUCCUUUGGAACCGAAAUAGUGUGGUCAGCCGAAUACCAACGACUUCUCGAGCAGACGUCCUUUAAUGAAAGAAUCUGCUUUACCCUUUACGGUGUUGCCUUAUCCCUUUUAGCGUUUCUUUCAUACCGACUGUUUGCUAGUGGUGCUGUGCAUCGUGGGCUACAGGAGUCUAGCCUCAGUGGGGGACGCAAAUGGUGGCCUGCCGCCAUUCUCUGUGGACUUUUAGGAUGCGAAGCCAUGGCGUUUUUGAGAGAGACCGUGGCCCAAAUACUUUCUGACCCAACUUCCCUGGGGCACCUCGCUCUGCGAGGCUUUCAAGGUAUAGAGAAUACUACCUUUGAUCCUUUUCUUGUGAACAUUAACCCGCAUUGUGUUAUUCAAUUAGAGAUUUUUAAAGUAUUGCUACUAUCUUUUUUAGAGCGUGUAGUACCCGCCGUGAUAAUUGCAGCUUUGUAUCGUUUAUUACGAGAUGUGCCUCGAAGGGCCCAUGCGGCAAUGCGUUGGUAUAUUGUUACAAUCAUGCUGUCACGUUCUCUGGUGGAGAUUUACUUUAUGUACCGGGCUAAUGAGUGGGAAAAACUGAGUUCAUGGAUUUUGUUCGUGUCCACGUUUGUAUUCCUAGGAAUGGUAAAUUACGCCUUUGGGCCUUCGAAGCGCGGAGGGUGGACCGCGGCGACAUCUGUUAUCUCAUCGGUUAAUCAAACGGUUCAGGGCAUUGUCAAAUGUGCUGUCCUUUUUUUUGUCAUUUGCCUAUGCGUUUUGGCAUUGGUGGUAAGUGUUCAUGUGGUGGAAUUGCUGCUUAUUUGGCUUAUUUUCUUCUUGAUGAUGGUUUGGAUUCCAGCGAUCAUUGAUUCCUGUUCAACAGAGUACUCUCUCUGCAUUGUCACAGUUAUCUCGUUUAUUGCGCAUCAGAUGGAUUACCUGACGGAGGUAGGCUCUCUUCGUCUCUGGGGACUUCUUUCUGUUUGGUGGUUAAAUCUUUGUCUCUUCUAUAAUUUUGCCACCAACAUCUGUCGCUCCCGCUAUGGUGGGAUUUUUGCUGUUUCCACAUUGAUUGUGGGCAGUUGGCGCAUGACAGAGCAUAGUGGCGGGACCGGUGACGUUGUUUCUAUUCUAGAGAACAGCGCGGCUGCACUACGGGAUUUGGUAGAAGGCGCCUUACCUGCAAGUGAAACUGACUUGGUCGAAAGUGAUGCAGAGUUGGAUGUGUACACCUCCGUUCUCAAUGCCGGGUUUACCGUGUGUACGCUUCUCAUUCUGUGUAUAGCGCUUCUGAGUCUGUGUGAGGGAAAAGCGGUACGGUCGGGGUUACUUGGAAAGAACAUUGUCAUAUUAACGCCUGGCGUUCUUUUCCGGAAAUUUGUAAAAACCUUCAUUCUUGCUGUCUGUUUUCUCAUCUUCCUGGUGACAGGGAUGCUGCUCUAUCGUGUUCUUCCUCAACUUGCGAUGUUCACCCCGGAAUUUUUCACCCUUGGAAUGGCAGUGGGCCUGGCCUGUACAAUAUUGGGCGGACUUAUGGACAUGCAGGAAUUUCUGUACCUGUCUUUUAUGCGAGUUGUUGGUUUCAUGGACCCUCCUGCAGUGAACGAAGAUGAUAAAGACAUCGAUCGCUCUUCGUUUCUUUCCGGAGGCAAUUCGGGGUUACCAAAAAGUUAG
Molecule: messenger RNA, 1824 nt
Organism: Trypanosoma rangeli
Lineage: Eukaryota; Euglenozoa; Kinetoplastea; Trypanosomatida; Trypanosomatidae
Exons: 1
Coding region: 1-1824 (607 amino acids)
Source: RefSeq, a predicted model, not a curated record